AUGAGCAAGACAAAGAUAACUUCAUUUUUCCAAACUUACGAAAGAAUGAGCCUUUUCACGAUUACAACGAACUGUUUGCUGAGCCUUUUGGGUGGUUUCGUCUCGUUGAAGCUGAUACAAGAAUACAUUCCAAUCUUCAUUCAACGUGGGCACUAUGGAAACGAUCAAUGCAAGGUGAGCAACGCUCCAAUUCCCGAGCCGAUGGGUGUCAUCACUGCAGCCGUUUAUCUUAUUAUCAUGUUCAUCUUCAUACCAUUUCCCUUUCUCGAAUGGACAUACACAGAGCGUUUAUUCCCGCACGACAAAUUCUUGGCCUUCCUCUCGGCGAUCAUCUCGAUUUGCACAGCAAUUUUAUUGGGUUUCGCCGAUGAUAUGCUUGAUUUGAGAUGGCGUCACAAGUUGCUUUUCCCAACGCUUUCAUCAUUACCGGUUUUGAUGGUCUACUAUGUACAAGGCAGCUCGACGACGAUUGUUGUGCCGAAGAUUGCUCGUUCCAUUGUUUCAUUUCUUGGAUUUGAGAUGACAACUUCCCUUGACAUCAAUUUGCUCUACUACGUUUUCAUGGGAAUGGUGAUUGUCUUCUGCACAAAUUCGAUCAAUAUUUACGCGGGAAUCAACGGAUUGGAGGUCGGUCAAAGUCUCGUCAUUGCUUCAUCGAUCACUUUAUACAAUGUCAUACAGCUAUAUCGCCUUCAAGAUCCGAUCGAAUGUUGGUACAAUUGGUUGUCAAUCUACUUUUUGUUACCAUUCAUCACAACAUCGUUGAUCCUCUAUAACUUCAAUAAGUAUCCGGCUCGCGUUUUCGUUGGUGACACGUACUGUUAUUGGGCGGGCAUGACGUUGGCUGUAGUGGCAAUUCUCGGACAUUUCUCAAAAACGGCGAUGCUUUUCUUUAUUCCACAGGCAUUCAAUUUUAUAUAUUCGACUCCUCAACUUUUCCAUCUUGUACCUUGCCCGAGACAUCGAUUACCCAAAUUCGAUUCUAAGACAGACACAGUCGGGAUGAGUUUUGCCGAAUUUAAGAAAUCCGAACUAGACCGAUUCGGGCAAUGGGUAGUGACGAUUUUGUCGACGAUUGGCCUUCUAUUCAAGGAAGAUUUCAACAACGAUGGAGAAAAAUGGAUUCGGCUCAACAACUUCACGGUGAUCAACUUGGUGCUGAAGUUUGUUGGACCAGUGCGCGAGGGCACUCUCACCAAAUUGCUGCUGUUGUUACAAGUAUUCUCGUCGAUUCUCGCUUUCAUAAUUCGCUUCUUUUUGGCUCGAAUACUGUACGAUGUUGUUUUG
Messenger RNA from Mesorhabditis belari, 1287 nucleotides. The record is from the annotation of a GenBank genome assembly. NCBI's taxonomy places the organism in Eukaryota, Metazoa, Nematoda, Chromadorea, Rhabditida, Rhabditidae.